Messenger RNA from Mobula hypostoma (lesser devil ray), 9670 nucleotides. It is a transcript of the gene dhcr24, whose product is annotated as 24-dehydrocholesterol reductase. NCBI's taxonomy places the organism in Eukaryota, Metazoa, Chordata, Chondrichthyes, Myliobatiformes, Myliobatidae. The record is from RefSeq and is a predicted model, not a curated record. Gene Ontology annotation, biological process: steroid metabolic process. Bases 69 to 1619 code for a protein of 516 amino acids. Gene Ontology annotation, molecular function: FAD binding; Delta24(24-1) sterol reductase activity. Gene Ontology annotation, cellular component: cytoplasm; membrane. The transcript has 9 exons.
CAGGGCGGGGCGGGGUCAGCGGGCGGUAGCUGGGCAUCUGCAGACGGCGGUCGCACGGGAGGCAGACAAUGGAUCCGGUGAUUUAUUUGGCCGUAUCGAUGGCAUUGCUGCUAUUCUGGGUCCGGAGAAAAGGCAUGGAGUAUGUCAUCAUCCACCACCGCUGGGUCUUCGUCUGUCUCUUCCUGCUGCCCCUCUCCGUUGUCUUCGAUGUCUACUACUACCUCAGGGCUUGGCUAGUGUUCAAGAUGUGCAGUGCUCCCAAGCAACACGACCUGCGGGUCCGGGACAUCCAGAGACAGGUCCGAGAAUGGAAGGAUCAAGGAAGUAGAACGUACAUGUGCACUGGCCGACCAGGGUGGCUGACUGUAUCACUGCGGGUUGGCAAGUAUAAGAAGACACACAAGAAUAUCAUGAUCAAUUUGAUGGAUAUUUUGGAGGUGGACACCAAGAAUCAGGUUGUCCGUGUGGAACCGCUGGUAAACAUGGGUCAGAUAACUGCACUUUUGAACUCGAUUGGCUGGACUCUUCCAGUGGUACCGGAGUUGGAUGACCUCACUGUGGGUGGCCUUAUCAUGGGAACUGGCAUUGAAUCUUCAUCUCACAUCUAUGGACUUUUCCAAAACAUCUGUACAGCCUAUGAGCUGGUCUUAGCUGAUGGCCGCCUUGUUAGAUGCACAGAGAAAGAGAAUCCAGACUUAUUUUAUGCUGUGCCUUGGUCAUGUGGUACACUCGGAUUUCUUGUUGCUGCAGAGAUCAAGAUUAUUCCUGCUAAGAAAUAUGUGCGUCUGCAGUACCAACCAGUGCGUGGUCUGCAGACAAUAUGCGAAACGUUCAGCAGAGCAUCCCAGAACAAAGAAAACCAUUUUGUGGAGGGCCUCAUGUAUUCAUGUGAUGAGGCUGUGAUAAUGACAGGAGUCCUUACUGAUGUGGCUGAACCAGAAAAGAUCAAUAGAAUUGGCUAUUACUACAAACCGUGGUUCUUUAAACAUGUGGAGAAAUACUUGCAAGAGAGCCACAGUGCAGUGGAAUAUAUCCCUCUGAGGCAGUACUAUCACCGCCACACCCGCAGCAUUUUCUGGGAGCUUCAGGAUAUAAUUCCAUUUGGCAACAAUCCACUCUUCCGUUACGUGUUUGGCUGGAUGGUUCCUCCCAAGAUUUCAUUACUGAAACUGACCCAAGGCGAAACUAUUCGUAAACUGUAUGAGCAACACCAUGUGGUUCAAGACGUGCUGGUGCCAAUGAAGAGUUUGGAGAAGUUGAUCCUUUACCUGCACAGUGAGAUUAAUGUUUACCCUCUGUGGUUGUGUCCUUUCAACCUACCCAGUCUCCCUGGUAUGGUCCACCCAAAGGGGAAUGAAGCUGAGCUGUAUGCAGAUGUUGGGGCCUAUGGAGAACCCAAGGCCAAGCAGUUUGAAGCCAGGUCAUCAACCCGGCAGCUGGAGAAAUUUUUACGUGAUUCACACAGUUUUCAGAUGUUGUAUGCCGAUUGCUAUUUGACCCGAGAAGAGUUUUGGGAGAUGUUUGAUGGGUCUCUAUACCACAAGCUGAGACAAAAACUGAACUCUGAAGAUGCAUUCCCUGAGGUUUAUGAUAAGAUCUGCAAGGCAGCGAGACACUGAGAGUCCCAGGGAAGAAGCCAAAUGGAAUUCAAUAGUAAAUCAAUUUUCAUCUGAAAGAAGUAGGUCAGGAUUUUUUAAAUCCAAAGAUUUUUCCAUUUUUAUCACGAACACUUUUUUGUGAACCUACUCCUGUCGUUAUCUUUCCUUUUCUCUCCAUACCCCUCAUGCAGUGAAUCAUGUUGACGUUCAAUUCUGUAGGCAUUUGUGUGUGAUCUGAAAUCUAUCACUUCUCUAUGCAACACCAAUUUGUUAAAUCUGGUCACUAAUGUUGAAUUACAUGACCCUCUUUCUGGAGACCCACAAGAUCGCAGAUGCUGAGAUCUGGAGCAAUAAGCAAUCUGCUGGAGGAACUCUGCAGGUUGAACAGUAUACCUGCUAUUUCCCCUUUUACUCUUAGUCCUCAUAUAGAGUUUUGAUGUAAAACAUUGACAGUUCCUGCCCCCUGCAUAGAUGCUGCUUGACCUACUGAGGUUUCUCUAGCAGGUUGGAAAUGUAAGAGUCUGCAGAUGCUGGAAUCUGGAGCAACAUGAGAUGCUAGAGGAACUCAUCGAGUCUCAACCUGAAACAUUGACUGAACAUUUCCCUCCAUUGAUGCUACCCGACCUGCUGAGUUCCUCCAGUGUCGUCUUUUUGCUCUUCGUGCAGAUUGUUGCUUGCUUAUUCUGGUUUUUUUUGGUUUAUUGGCAAGAUAAUAUUAAAUCUAAGGAAUAUUUAGUUUUAUAGUUUUUGGAAAGCCACAUGCAGAACACUUGGUGCAUCAUGGGCUGAUUGUAACCAGGCAAUAAUCAUUUGCGUGCUAAAUACUGUGUCAUAAUCCAUGUCAUAAUCCACUGAGCCAGUGUGGGAGAGCUAAACGUUUUCUAAUUGUAAUUGUUUUAUUUACCUGUACUUGUAGUAAAAUGGGUAAUGUUUAGUCACACUUGUGUAAAAUUAGCUAUUCUAACAGCAUGAUGUGAAAUAGUUAGUUACAAUUGUUUUUAAAAAUAAAUUGAUUCAACACUUUUUGCACUUUAUGAAAGUGCAGUUUCAUUUGAUAAAUGUAUGAAUGAUGUAAUGUGCUCUUGUGCUGUGUUCAAGGGUAUAAUGGCUGCUGCUCUGACCCAUGUCAUUGUGGAGUUCCUAUUCACUUUAGUUAUUCAUCAUCAUCAUGUGCCAUACUCUGCCAGAGCCUUGGUGACCACUUUCUUUCACAGCGAUCUGUCGCCAGUCAAGUCUCUUGCAUCUCUGGCAGUGAGGCUGGUCCACUUCUUGAUGUUGUCAAUCCAGGUUGUCCUCUGUCUGCCUCGAGAGCGGCUUCAUUCUACUCUGCCUUCAAGCACAGUGCGUUGCAGUGUGUCAUCAGUUCUUGAGAUGUGUCCAAAAUACCAAAGUUUCCUUUGGAUAACGGUUUGCAGAAGUAUUGGUUUCAUGCCAGUCUUUUCUAGGAUGAAAUUGUUGGAUCUCCUUUCAAUGUAUGAUACCCUGAGGAUCUGUAUGUCCACAUCUCAAAUGCUGUCAGCUUCUUUUCAUCAGCUGCUUUCAGGGUCCAUGUUUCACAGCCAUAUCGGGUUACUGGCCAGACGAGACUCUCGAGGAGGCGUAUCUUGGUGUAAGGGCUCACAGAUCUAUCUUUCCAGAUGUUCCAGAGUUCGGUGGUGCUUGAGUGUGCCUUUGCUAGCCUCCGCCUUAUUUCCUUGCUGCAUUCGUUUGUGUCAUUUAGUACUGCACCAAGGUACAUAAAGGAGGACAUUUGUUCGAUCUUGUCGUUUCCGAUGUAGAUGUCAGCUUGAAUUGCAGUUUUGCUUAUCACCAUAACUUUGGUCUUUUUGCCAUUUAUCAGCAAUCCAAAUUCAGCAGAGACGUUUGCAACAUUAUUGAGUAGUGCUUGUAGGUCUUCUUCUGUUGUGGCUAGCAGGGCUGUGUCAUCUGCGUAUCUCAAGUUACUGAUGGUUCUUCCUCCUAUUUUAAUGUCAGUGUUGUCUGGAAUUGCCAGUCUCAUGAUCAUCUCGGUGUAGAUGUUAAGAAGGUGUGGAGAAAGGAUGCAUCCUUGGCAGACUUCUUUCCCAUUGCAGAAUGAUUCAGUCUUGCCAGAUGUGGUCCGAAGCCUGAAGGAUUGCGUAGCAUACAGUGAUUCUAGAAGAGCCACUAGGUGUGGUACUACGCCCAGCUGAAUUAUUGUCGUCCACAGUUUGGUGUAUUGGACACAGUCAAAUGCCUUUAAGUAGUCUGUGAAGCAGAUGUACAGGGGGGUAUUGACCUCUCUUAUUUUCUCCAUUAUUAGGCGCACGUUGAAGAGCUGGUCCCUGGUACCUCGGCCACUCCUGAAGCCAGCCUGUUUGAGUGCAACUUCUCUAUCUACGUAGUUCUUUAGUCUCUAAGAUGAUUAUGAGUAGAACCUUGCUGGCGUGUAAUAUCAAUGCAAUUGUUUUGUAAGUACUGCACUGCAGGAGGUCCCCUUUCUUGGGAAUUGGAACGUAGACAGAUUUGCACCAGUCUGUUGGCCAUUUGCCAGUCUUCCAGAUGGCACAGACAAUGCAGUGCAAGAUGUGGGCCAUUGAGGUGCCUGUUGCUUUCAGUAGUUCUGCUGGUAUGUUGUCUGGACCAAGUGCUUUAUUCUUUUUAAUCAUCUCAAUUGCUCUUUCUACUUCUGGCAGUAGUGGCUCUGGUUCAUGUUCCAGUGUUGUCCAGUCAAUGGCUUUGUCACUGUUUUCAUUCUCGUGAUUUUCAUAGAGCUUCUUGGUGUACUUGAGUCACCUUUCCCUCACAUCUGCAGCUUCUGUCAGAAAUUUUCCCUUGUCAUUUUUGAUUGCACCAAUUCUUGGUGUGAAGGUGCCGGUAAGUUCUUUUACUGCAGCACAAACUAUCUUGCCUUUGGCCUCAUUUUCCAUGUUGGAACAGAUGUGUUGUAGGUAUGCCUCUUUGUCAAGCCUGCAACGUCGUCGUACUUCACGCUUCAGCUCCUUGUAUUCCUUGUUGUUCCUUUCUGACCUUUCACCAAUCUCUUCUUUUCUACUGCAUACAGCGUUUCAUUUGUGAUCCAUUCUGUGCCUUUGUGCUUGUGUCGCUUUGGAAUGUGUUUCUCUGCUGCUGUUGUCAAUGCAUCUCUUGUUGCGUUCCAAAGUUCUUCUGGUUCGACCUCUUCUUGUAAGUUCAGCAGGGCUUCAAAAUUGUUGCAAACCUCUAUGCUGAAAGAGUUUGGGUAUGUCUGAGAGAUCAUAUCUGACUGCUGGCUUUGCUUGUUUUACGUUCUUAACCCUGAGCUUCAUCUUGGCCUACAGCAGUUGAUGAUCAGUAUCACAGUCAGCUCCCAGAUAUGUCCUCCAUUUCAGAAUAUUUGAUUUCCCUCUUUUGUUGGGGAGGAUAUAAUCAAUCUGGUUCCUGGUUUUACCAACAGGAGCUGACCGUGUGAAUUUGCACCGAGGGUGUUGAGCAAACAUUGUGUUCAUUAUGCAGAGGUGGUUUUCUUGACAGAACUCAACUAGCCGUGUCCCCCAUUCAUUUGGUGUUCCUAAACCGUUGUUUCCCAUGACUUCCUUAUACUUUUGCAUUGAAAUCACCUAAAAUGAGCACAUCAUCAGUUUUCGGAGUAUCAUCAAUGAGGCCUUGCAGGUUGUUAUCAUGUCUCUCAAGCUCUUCCUCCUCUGCAUCGCUAGUUGGUGAGUAGUUGACAAUGAGUGUGAUUGGGAAAGGCUUGCAUUGUAUAGGGAUAGACAUUAUACUUUAUACUUUAUUGUUACCAAACAAUUGAUACUAGAGCGUACAAUCAUCACAGCGAUAUUUGAUUCUGCGCUUCGCGUUCCCUGGAGUACAAAUCGAUAGUAAAUAUUAAAAAUUUAAAUUGUAAAUCACAAAUAGAAAACAGAAAAGGGAACGUAAGGUAGUGCAAAAAAACCGAGAGGCAGGUCCAGGUAUUUGGAGGGUACGACCCUGAUCCGGGUCAGGAUCUGUUCAGCAGUCUUAUCACAGGUGGAAAGAAGCUGUUCCCAAAUCUGGUCGUACAUGUCUUCAAGCACCUGAGCCUUCUCCCGGAGGGAAGAGGGACGAAAAGUGUGUUGGCUGGGUGGGUCGUGUCCUUGAUUAUCCUGGCAGCACUGCUCAAACAGCGUGCGGUGUAAAUUGAGUCCAAGGACGGAAGAUUGGUUUGUGUGAUGUGCUGCACUGUGUUCACGAUCUUCUGCAGCUUCUUCUGGUCUUGGACAGGGCAACCUCCAUACCAGGUUGUGAUGCACCCUUGAAGAAUGCUUUUAUGGUGCAUCUAUAAAAAAAAAUAGUGAGGGUUUUAGGGGACAGGCCAAAUUUCUUUGGCUUUCUCAGGAAGUAAAGGCGCUGGUGGGCCGCCUUGGCAGUGGACUCUGCUUGGUUGGACCAAGUCAGGUCAUAUGUGAUAUUGACCCCGAGGAACCUAAAGCUUUUGACCUGUUCCACUUGCGCACCACCAAUGCAAAUUGGGUCGUGCGGUCCGCUACUCCUUCUGAAGUCAAGAACCAAUUCUUUCGUCUUGCUGACAUUGAGGGAUAGGUUAUUGUCUUCACACCAUGCCACCAAGUUCUUAAUUUUCUCUCUGUACUCAAACUCAACAUUACCCGCGAUACAGCCUACAAUUAUGGUGUCAUCAGCAAACUUAUAUAUUGAGUUCGAUGGAAACCUUGGCUACACAAUCAUGGGUGUACAGUGAGUACAGCAGGGGGCAGAGUACACAGCCUUGUGGGGCUCAGAGUGAUUGUAGAGGAGAGCUUCUCCCCUAUUUUUACAGCCUGGGUCCAUUAGUCGUUUGUUCAAUGGAUUGUAGCCUAGUACUGCUUUAGCUAUUCCUUGCUUCGAGAUGAAUACAACACCUGCUCUUCCUCCUUUCUCAGAUCCGGAGUAGUACAUUGUGUAGCUGUUCUUUGUUGUAAAAUGACCUCUGUCAGACCAUCUGAUCUCUGUUAUUCCAAUGAUAUCGCAGCCGAUUUCAUGGAUGAGAAGGUGAAGUUUCCCUUUACUGCUUAGAGUGCAAACAUUCCAAGUGCCAAUAUUGAUAUAAUGUUUGUUAAGUCUGAGGGUCUUCGUCCCAGCACUGGUUGUGUCAGAUUCUGGGGUUCCUGGAAGAAGGUUUUCCCCCAGAGUUGUCAUUAUGACCAGAGGUACUUGAAGUGCCAUCAGCCUCUUCCUCAGUAGCAUUGUACCCUGCAGGUCCCACUGCCCACAGAAAGGUUUUUGUCAUUCAUAGAGUGAAAGUGGUUGUCUUGGAGGAAAGAGAAUUCUUAGUGUAAUAACUUUAGUUAUUACAUUAAGAAAUUGGUUUAAGUCUUCAAGCUCCUAUAUGUUUAUUAAUUGUCAAAUAAUUUUCAAAAUUAUCUUCAUUAUUCUAGGAGUUUCACAUUUUGAAAUUCAAUUUAACCUUUAGAAAAAUAAAGGUUAAGUGUCUUUCUAGGGUUCUUUAUUCCCUGGAGUGCAGAACUAUGAAGGAUGACUUCAUACAGAUGGUCAUAGAAUUUUUUCUCAGGAUUAGGUAGAUCAAAAUCUGAAGGCAAAGAUGCAACAUGAGUGCGGUAAAAUUUACAGAGGGUAGUGAAUAUCUGAAAUGAGCUGUCAGGGGAAGUGGUUGAGCCGGGUACAAUUGCAACUUUUGAGAUAUUUUGAUAGGUACAUGGGUAGAGGGGCUUGGAGUAUUAUAGGUCAAAUGCAGGAAACUGGAACGAGCAGGAAGGAUGCUGUGCUUGGUAUUGACCAGUUGUGUAAAAGGGCCUUUUUCAGUGCUGUAUUACUCUGAAUCUGUCAGCUUUUCACUUGUGGUAGAGCCAGCAACCAAAUUCAGUACCUCUGGCAACAACACAGUAGAUCUAUCUGGCUAUAAGUGGAUAGUGUUCCAACUUUCCAAGUAUUCUUGCACGUCCACCUUUCAUAAUCUCCCUCUGUUUAGAUUAUUUAGAUUAUGAGAACACUCAAUCCUCUUUUAUUGUCAUUUAGAAAUGCAUACAUGCAUUAAAAAUGAUACAAUUUAGGCAGAUACUUGUGGUUACAUUUGGAAUGGACCAUAGGAGAGGCUGAAGAAUGUUCAGGCUUCCAGGUGUCAUUUGAACAUCCUGGUAGUAAGUUCACAGCCAGUCGAAGAGCCCAUUAGUUGCAGACUGCAGCCUCAGUUCAGCACAGAGGCAAGUAAACCUUGCGGAGCAGUGAGCUGAACACCAGCUCAUCCCUCGCCUCCGACCUCAAAACCCUGAUCUUUUCAAUCUGGCUCUGUGCUUAAAUCAUUGUAAGUGAGGAGUUCUGUACUCAACAAUAAUCAAAAACUAGCAGAAAGUUAAAAGUUGUACUUGCAGCUUUAUUGGUGCUGUAAUCUUUGAGUUACUCAACUGAAUUUGUAACUUGUAACAUUUAUCAGAAUGGGUUUAUUAUUGUCACAUGAGAUACAGUGAAAACUAUCUUGCGUAUUGUUCACACAGAUUAGAUUAUUACAGAACAUUAAGCUAGAACAAGGUAAAACAACAAUAGAGUGCAGAAUAAAAUGUAACAGCCACAGAAAGGGCACUGGAAGGAAAGAAUGAGAUGUAAGCUCAUAACGUAGUAGAUUGUAAGUGUUCAUUUUAUCAUACUUGGAAAUCAUUUAAUAGUCUUAACAGCAGAGCAGAAGCUGUUCUUUAGCUUGGUGAUUUCAGGCUUUUGUAUCUUCUGCCCGAUGGAAGAGGGGAGGAUGGAAUUUCUGGAGCGGGUGGACUUCUGGAUUACGCUGAGGUAGUGAGAUGUAUAGAUAGAUAGAGAGACGGAUUUUCGUGAUGUGCUGAGCUGUGUCCACAACUUUGAAGUUCCUUGCUGUCAUAUGCCGAACAGUUAUCAUACCAAUCUGUGAUGCAUCCAAGGAUUUUUUAAAACGGUGCAUCAAUUUUAAAAAUCAGUGAGUUGAAGGGGACAGGCCAAAUCUGUUUAGCUUUCUGUGAAGGUAGAGCUGCUGGUGAGCUGUCUUAGCUGUAGCAUCUGUGUGGUUGGACCAUGACAGUCUACUGGUGAUGUUCACUCCUAGGAAUUUGAAGUUCUCAACCUCCACACUGUUGAUAUAGACAGGAGCAUGUGCACUGCAUCCCUUUCUGAAGUCAAUGACAAGCUCUUGUGUUUCGCUGGCAUCAAGAGGAAGGUUGUCUAUCUCCUUCCUGUACUCGAAGUUAUUAUUUGAGAUGUGGCCCACUAUGGUGGUGUCUAAAUGAUGGAAUUGGAGCAGAAUCUGCUACAGUAGCCACAAGUCUACAGAGGGUAGUGUAUCUUGUAUUUCCCAUUUCAGCUGACACACAGCUGUACUCUUGUACAGGCAAGAUAUUCUUUAAAUCUGUACAAAUAAUUUAUUGUUGAAUUUUGUUAAUCUUUUCACAUCUAACUGGGCAUAUUCUGUAGUUUAUUUGAUUUCGUAUUUUAGUUGGGUAAAGAUCUGGUCAAGUCAUUUACUGUCAGUGAUUUGACAGCUUGUGUAUUUUACAUACAGUUCAAAACUGUCAAUAUAACAGAAAUAUUAAGCUAAUUAUUUAUAAAAGGAAUUGGGGGGCCUUUGCGAUGCUUAGGCUUUGGCAGUGGAAAAAAAGAAUGUGUUGGUGCAGGAGUUUAAAUCCCAAAGAGUUUGGUAUACUGCUCGUCAUUAUGAAACCUUACAUUCUUAUUGUAAAAUGUUAUAUUGUUUCAUUUAGUAUCUCCUGCAAGUGGCUUCUUAUUUAAGUUGUUUCUAAUCAAUUUGUGUAUUGAUAUGUUUUGUCCUUUCAAGAUUUUUAAAAACCUGAUCAAACAUCUUUGCUGUUGAUGUUGUAUUUGAUAUUAGUGAAGAUUCUGUCUCUAUCGACUGACCCUCCAAAAUGGAAAUUAAGCAUGUGACAUGAGGAGUUGCACUGUUUGCAGACCUGAGAAUAUGCUCAAACCAAUGAUGUGGCAAUGUCUUAAGGACAGUAAAACUGUGUUUAAUAUUGACCUCGAUCUGCUUCUGAAGGUUUUUCAAUUUUAUCUGUAAUUAAAAUAUUGUGUUUAAAUAGUCUAAUUGUGUCAUUUGUAUUUCUUCUGAAAUCGUCUCUAUUAAAAAUGCUUAAAACUGAAAAUUGUGUCCCUCCAAUUUGCUU